AUGAGUCUAAAAACACGAAGUAUCGUGUUCGUGACUUUUUUCACGAGCUGUCUGAUCGUAGGCUUGCUUGUGGCAAGUCUAACGACCAACAAUUGGAUUCAAGGAAAUGCGAAACGACGGAAUUUCAAUGAGUCGAGUGGUCAAAUAAAUUUUGGAUUAUUUUCCGGUCAUCGUCGUUUGAAUGUUGGAUUCGGCUUGCGAGAGUACAAGAUUGAUGUGCCAGCUAUGAUCCGUAAUGAACCGGAGGUGAUGAGCUAUUGGCUUUGGCUUGGUGCUGCCCUUGGGACGGGAUUCGGCAUAUUGGGUGGAGUGAUUACAGCAAUCGCGUCCGUCCUGAAAUCUGCAUCGGCAUCGAAGAAAACGGGAACGAUGGUGGUGCUGUUUGUGAGCAAUCUUUUCACUGGAAUCUCGCAAACGAUCGCAUUCGUCUGCUGGAUGGUACAGUUCUACAGCUAUCUUACCCACAACGUACUACUCGCCGAAGAUCGUAACAACAGCUGGUACAGCACGGGACUGACAAUGCUGGGAUCUAGUUUCUUUUUCGUAUCUGCCGGUAUCGUGCUCGUAGUUUUGAAUCUGAUACUACUUAUCGUCGCAACACGGCUCGAACGCUGGGAAAGAAAGAAGUUUUUGAAUCCCACCACAGACGACAAAACUCAGGGCGCAAUUAUGUUAUAUUAG
Messenger RNA from Anopheles nili, 681 nucleotides. RefSeq lists its product as uncharacterized. The record is from RefSeq and is a predicted model, not a curated record. NCBI's taxonomy places the organism in Eukaryota, Metazoa, Arthropoda, Insecta, Diptera, Culicidae. The coding region runs from base 1 to 681 and encodes 226 amino acids. The transcript has 2 exons.